Molecule: messenger RNA, 441 nt
Organism: Symbiodinium sp. CCMP2456
Lineage: Eukaryota; Dinophyceae; Suessiales; Symbiodiniaceae
Source: the annotation of a GenBank genome assembly
AUGCGGAAAGACUACGACCGCGACUACUUCCUCACCGGGGACAUAGAUGUGGCCCUCUACGCAGAGGAGUGUGAGUUCGCGGAUCCAUUCACCUCCUUCAAUGGCCGUGACCGCUUCGUUCAAAAUCUGAAGAAUCUGGCAGGAGGUUUCAUCACUGCGUACAGAACCAAGCUUCUGGACUACGAGACCGUGAACCAGACCGAAUCGUCCGUCGAGGUGAAGAGCCGUUCCCAAGUCGUCCUGGACCUGGCCCUCCCAUGGAAGCCCACUUUGGGCUGGGUCUGGGGCGUCAUGCACGAGUGCAGCCGCCGCGUCGAUGCCAGCGGCGAAAUGGUCUGGCAGUGCGACGUGCACCGUGAGUCCUGGGAGGUAUCUGCCUCUGAGGGCGUCGCGAUGCUUUUCCGCCCUGGCAAAGGGCUCCUGGAGAAGUCGAAGAAGUAG